CCACCUUCGUGGUGUCACUUCCAGGUUCCGGGAGCAUUUCCGGGUCGUCCGCCGAACUCUGCGGUUUCGCGGCGGCCGAAGAAGUGGUCGGCGAAGUAGGGACCUCCUUCCUGGCCGCUUGCCGCGCCGCUUCUGUCCGCGCCGCGGCGGGAAGCGCCUUCCCCACAGGACAUCAAUGCAAGCCUGAAUAAGAAGAGCACUUUCUUCCUUCUGAGCCAUGGCAUAUCAGUUGUACAGAAAUACGACUUUGGGGAACAGCCUUCAGGAGAGCCUAGACGAGCUCAUUCAGUCUCAACAGAUCACCCCUCAACUUGCCCUUCAAGUUCUACUUCAGUUUGAUAAGGCUAUAAACUCAGCAUUGGCUCAGAGGGUCAGGAACAGAGUCAAUUUCCGGGGCUCUCUAAAUACGUACAGAUUCUGUGAUAAUGUGUGGACUUUUGUAUUGAAUGAUGUGGAAUUCCGAGAGGUGACAGAACUUAUUAAAGUGGAUAAAGUGAAAAUUGUAGCCUGUGACGGUAAAAAUACUGGCUCCAAUACUACAGAAUGAGUGGAAAAAUGGCUCUUUUUUAUGCCAUCUUCUGUUGUUACUCAUUGCUUUUUGAAAAGAAGCAUAGAAGAGACUUUUUUUAUUUAUUCUAGCACUGCAGAAAUGACUACACUGUGCUAUACGCAGAAUUCCAGCAAAAAGAAGCUUGUAACUGUAGCCUCUUACAUUACCUUUAUUAUACAGCAUGAAGAAUAUAACUUUUUUUUAAUGACAAAUCAAAAGUUGUUGCCUUCCUAAGAACAUUCUUUAAUAAACUCAUUUUAAAACUCAA
Messenger RNA from Oryctolagus cuniculus (rabbit), 818 nucleotides. RefSeq names its product general transcription factor IIA subunit 2 (gene GTF2A2). Gene Ontology annotation, biological process: transcription initiation at RNA polymerase II promoter. NCBI's taxonomy places the organism in Eukaryota, Metazoa, Chordata, Mammalia, Lagomorpha, Leporidae. Gene Ontology annotation, cellular component: transcription factor TFIIA complex. The record is from RefSeq and is a predicted model, not a curated record.